Molecule: messenger RNA, 5659 nt
Organism: Ictalurus furcatus (blue catfish)
Lineage: Eukaryota; Metazoa; Chordata; Actinopteri; Siluriformes; Ictaluridae
Gene: araf
Product: A-Raf proto-oncogene, serine/threonine kinase
Exons: 16
Coding region: 241-2040 (599 amino acids)
Biological process (GO): protein phosphorylation; signal transduction
Cellular component (GO): cytosol; mitochondrion
Molecular function (GO): protein kinase activity; ATP binding
Source: RefSeq, a predicted model, not a curated record
CCAAUCAGAACGGCGAGUUGUAAAAACGGACCAAUCAGAGCCCGAGGUCUAUGUGUUCCGCUUUCCCUGCAAUCUUUCGCUGAUCCGACUUCAGAUUGAGAGAAUUCAAGAUGGCCGCCGCCUCAGGCUCCAGGUGAGGGCGCCACCCUGAUCCUCCCUCUCUCUCUCUCCCUCUCUCUCUCUCGCGGCUGACUGAAGCUCAGUGCCGCGUCCUCCCUGUCUCUUCCCCGUGGAGACGCCAUGUCCUCCACGUCGUCCUGCUCCUCGUCGGGGGAGACGAGCCCGGAGGACGUUCCCCGAGGCGGAGGAACCAUCCGUGUCUACCUCCCCAACAAACAGCGCACAGUGGUGAACGUGCGUCCGGGUCAGACGGUGUACGACAGUCUGGACAAAGCGCUCAAGGUGCGAGGCCUCACUCAGGACUGUUGCGCCGUUUUCCGCCUCCUCGAAGGUCGUAAAAGGCUGACAGAAUGGAACACUGACAUCACGCCGCUUGUCGGCGAGGAGCUUCUCGUCGAGGUUUUGGAUGACGUCCCCCUCACCAUGCACAACUUUGUUCGUAAAACCUUCUUUAAGUUAGCGUACUGUGACUUCUGCCACAAGUUCCUGUUCAACGGCUUCCGGUGCCAGACGUGCGGCUACAAGUUCCACCAGCACUGCAGCAGCAAAGUUCCCACGGUCUGCCUGGACAUGGACACCAUAAAACGGAGUGCAGGAGACUGCGCGGCGGUCACUGAUAUAGUCGUGUCCGAUCCUAUCCCCACUGACAUCCCCUUAACGCCCGAGCCUGAUUGUUCAGCGCUGCUGUCGCCAGCCUCGGCGUUCCACUUCCCCAUGCCAGGAGGGGACGGCCUGGCCCUGCAGAGGCUCCGCUCCACAUCAACCCCCAACGUCCACAUGGUCAGCACGCUGGGGCCUGGAGCGGCCAGCGUCAUCGAGGAGGCAUUAAAAUCCAACAGCCCAAUGGGACCGGAACCCUCUCCCAAACCCUCGACCAGUCCGCCUCACCUGGGCUCUCCGGGCCGAAAACCGCCCAAAUCGCCUCCGGAGCGCAAACCGGCCCCCAUCCUUGACGGAAAAAGGGAAAGGAAUCAGCGUUACAGAGACUCGAGCUACUACUGGGAAGUGCCCUCGCACCAAGUGACCAUGCAGAAGCGCAUCGGCGCCGGCUCCUUCGGCACCGUCUUCAAGGGCAAGUGGCACGGCGACGUGGCCAUCAAGAUUCUGAAAGUGUCCGAGCCGACACCGGAGCAGCUGCAGGCCUUCAGGAACGAAAUGCAGGUCCUUCGGAAGACGCGCCACGUCAACAUCCUGCUGUUCAUGGGUUUCAUGACGAAGCCGCACUUCGCCAUCAUCACGCAGUGGUGCGAAGGCAGCAGCCUCUACCGCCACCUGCACGUCACCGAGACCAAAUUCGAAACCAUGAGGCGCAUCGACGUGGCACGCCAGACGGCACAGGGCAUGGACUACCUUCAUGCCAAGAAUAUCAUUCAUCGGGACCUUAAAUCUAAUAAUAUCUUCCUGCACGAGGGUUGGACGGUGAAGAUCGGCGACUUCGGCCUGGCCACGGUCAAGUCCCGCUGGAGCGGCUCGCAGCAGGUGGAGCAGCCCAGCGGAUCCAUACUCUGGAUGGCUCCAGAGGUGAUCCGCAUGCAAGACCCGAACCCUUACACCUUCCAGUCGGACGUGUACGGCUACGGGGUGGUGCUGUUCGAGCUCAUGUCCGGCACGCUGCCGUACUCCAAUAUCAACAACCGCGACCAAAUCAUAUUCAUGGUGGGUCGAGGCUACCUGUCACCAGACCUCAGCAAGCUGUACAGUAACUGCCCUAAGUCCAUGAAACGUCUCAUCGUCGACUGUCUGAAAUUCAAACAGGACGAAAGGCCGCUCUUUCCUCAGAUCCUGGUGUCCAUCGAGCAGGUGCAGGAUCUCUUGCCCAAGAUCGAGCGCAGCGCUUCGGAGCCGUCUCUGCACCGCGCUGUUCACGCUGAGGACCUGAACCCGAUGCUGCUGCACACCACGCGCUUCCUGCCUCUGUGAAACCAGACGAUUCUGCACAAGAUUCUGGCCUCCGCACUCACUACACAAACACACACACACACACACACACACACACAUAUAUAUAUAUUCCUGCUGUGCAUUCCUUGUCUCUCUAACACAUCAGCAAAACUUUCCAAUCAUUCCAUUUCUGAUCGGUCCUCUGAUGGAAUUCACUCGUAUUUUACCCAAGAGCAUUUUAAAUUUAAAAACAUGUUUUGUUUUUUUAACUCUCAGCUGAAAUCCGUCACAAACUCGAUUUGAUUGCGAACGUAGAGAAACCUAAAGCGUUACUGAUAUGUAGUCAUGCGUUUGUCUUCCGUUACGGGAAUUCUUGAUCACAUUUCUCAUCAAAACUCCUUUCGGUCACGUUUCUAUGCGGGAUUGUGAACGUCCGAUUCUGCGUUUUGGAAACACCAGUCGGUUUGCACUUUUAACAUUCGAAAAUACGUACAUGACGAGCGAACACUACGCGUUUUCUAAAGCACCAGUACCUUCCUGUCGUUUUUUAAAAAUUUAUUUAUUCUUUUUUUUUUUUUUUUUUAAUUUUAAAAACAUAAAAAUUGCACUCUCAUGUGGCUUCUUUAGCGUAAUCGGUUGUGCAGAGUAUCCCAGUAAUCAGCGUGUUACUGUUUUGUUACCGUGGUAACGGAGAACGUUUAUCCUUGGGCAGAGCGAGGUUCCUGUCAGAUAUCCGUUCCUCUUAUCCUCAGCCCUUAGUAAACAGGAAGUAGUUACAGUUCCCUUCUGAAAGUAUUGGAACAGCAAGGCCAAUUCGUUUGUUCAGGAUUUCAGCUUUUACUUCCUGGUAUUUACAUCUAGACAUGUUAAACGAUAUAAAGCGCAGAACGUUUUGAACCACAGAAUCAAGCCUGUGACUCACUGACCUCACCAAACUGUUGGUCUCUUCUUUUGUGAUGCUUUUCCAGACUUUUACCGCAGCCCCUUUCAGUUUGUUGUUUGUUUCGGGGGAGGUGGGGGGAUGGGAGUGAUGCGUCUCCUCUUCAGGAGGUGAAGCGACGUGCACGCUCAGUUGGGGUAAGGUCCGGUUCCUCAGCUUCGAAACUUGCUUGCUUUUCUCACGUAGACAGCUCCCUGAUCUUCAUGUUGGCUUAUCCUGUUUAACAACAAACGCAGCCUUCACGGGUGAAAGCGACGGCGGAUAAAAUCAAGAGCAGAUGUUCAGAGCUAUUUAUUGUUUAAUCAAUCGAACAGGACACACCUUGGUUAACGAGGAACACCUGUCAGCUAACGUGUUCCAAUAUUUUUGCUCGCCUACCGAUUGGGUGGUCUGAUACAAAAAUGCGUUGUGUUCUACGUCGUUUAACACGUCUCUUCAUGUACGUAUAAAUAGCAGGAAAUAAAAGCUGGAAACUCUCUUCUCUUGUUCAUCUUUUGAUCUCAAACCCAAAUGUCUUCAGUCUACAGAAAAGAAAAAAAAACCAAAACGAGUUGGCCUUGCCGUUCCUGUACAGUCUGUUUAGCGCAGGCCUGGCGGUCUGGCUAAGUACGUUUCAACUCAAUCUGGACUGUGAAGCGGCACAGCGUGGUGGCUCGGGAACGCAGAUGGCUGCAGAGAGUAAUCGUGUAGAGCGUGUCGUGCAUGCAGCGCUGGUGCGUGCACAGAUGGGAAAGGAACGAGACGUUUGUUUAGCGAUGGCCUGUGUGUGCACGCGCACAGUCAGCUCCAGAAAUAUUGACGAUAAAGUUUAGAAGUCUAAACUCGACUUAUUUAUACAUGUUCUUUAUCCUGGUCUGCGCCGCCGUGAAUCCAGAGCCUAUACUUGGAACACUGGGGGUGAGACGGGAAUACACCCCGGACACCUGCGGUCAUUUGAAGCAUUUGCCAGGUCGCCUGCCUGUCUGUUUUUGAGAGCUGGGAGGAAAUCUGAGAACCCAGAGGAAAUCCCACAGGGAGAACUCGCAGAGAACAUCCGCACAGGCAGUAACACGAGCUCAGGAUUGAACCAGAUUCUCACCUUUUAAUUUAUUUAUUUUUUGAGCUGAAGUGAAAGUGAAUUUAAAAUCCUGUUGAUUCAUCACUUUCUGAAGUUCGCCUGAGCGUUUAGGAACUCUGAAGCGAGCGUCCACGCCCUCCAGUUUCAGUGACCUCCAACGGCAUGAACGGUUUUGUACGUAUGAAGUCGAAUUACGAAGCCCCCGCUGUCUCACCUCGAACUUAACCUUUCACUUAACUUUCAUAUCCAAGCUGGCUUGUGCAGUGGUGACAUCGGGUUAGCAUACGACAUGCUGUUCAGAAAUACGCGUGCUGUGCUUUCAGAUUCAUUCUCAAUGACUAUCGUUAAUAUAAUUCACGUGAAGCUUUGGACGGAAAUCGAGCGUUUUUCCAGUCGUCCCGUUUCUGUCUGGUUUUGUGGGUCUGGAAAGCAUAGAUCAGUUCGAGAUAGUCAUGACCUAAACACAACAUGGACAGAUUUUGUCAUUUCUUAUCUACAAAGUUUUUAUUUUAUUUUAUUAUUAUUAUGAACAGGGCUGGUUACCCUGGAAAGUCUGCUCUGAGUAGGAGGAGCGUGCAAUUGUGAUGAAAGCGAGCGGUAUGCAGUGAGCGUCGCCGUGUAGUAUCUGUGGACCGAACUCGAGCCUUGUUCUCGGUAGGACGUCAGCGUUUGCGUUAUCUCGAUGCAUAGACUCUGUCUGGCUGGAUUUCCUUGGAGAUUUACACACUUCAAUCUCUCAAACUCUAGAGACAUAUCCGGCUCUCUUGAUUAGCCAGUGGGUUUCCUAAGGGUGCUGCCGAGCAGAAUGAAGUAACUAAGGAGGUUCUGUCAGGAGUAAAGGACGACCGGACGGGGCGUGCUGUUAUAAGGGCAACUAUGAACGUCCCGAAGCGUUUUAUUCCUAUUACGACGCGGCACUUUGCCAGCGGUUUCAAUUGUAUAUUUAUUUAAGAAAAGGUUGUAGUUUUGGAUCCCUGUGAAUGAGCUGUUACCAUAGCAACAACGCAUAUUAGAACGACCACGUUCGUUAUAACGGCGUCCGAGGCUGUGUUAUAGAUAAUUAUAUCGGUAUCAACCCGGUCGACUAAUCCGACUCGAGAAUUCAACAGAUGGCAGUUGAAAUGUAAAAUAUCAAAUUUAUUGUUAUUAUAUUUUUUUAAACUAUUAAAUAUUUCAUUGGCCCUGCUUGCAUUUACAAGUCUGCAGUGAUGGUAAUUUAACACUUAAGACUCCCAAGGUGCCAUCAGCGUGAUUCUAUUCGCCUUAAGAUGGCGCUGGGGAGGAGAUCAGCAGCCCCCCCCCCCCCCGUGUUUGGAAUUUUGCUGGCUUUCUACCGCUCGCUGGUGAUCAAGAUCGAGUCGUCAGAGUUGCAUAUCGUGUACCUCCUUGUGUCCUCCUUGCAAAGCAAAUUUGGUGUGUGAUUUGAUGUUUUUAGUGUUGGAUGAUUUUACUAGGUACUUUCAGUAGGUCAAGAAGAAGAAGAAAAAAAAAAACGUGCUCGUUAGCUGAUAUCCACAUGCUGCAAAUCGACUGGUGUAUAUUUAUGAAUAUGAAAUAGCAGUGCGUCAUAAAGAAGUGCGAUAAGUGAAAGAUGAUUUUCAUGCUUGUAGCUAUUGUUGUUGUUGUUGUUGUUGUUAUUUUUAUUAAUAAUUCUAAAUGUUAUU